Molecule: messenger RNA, 2042 nt
Organism: Diospyros lotus (date-plum)
Lineage: Eukaryota; Viridiplantae; Streptophyta; Magnoliopsida; Ericales; Ebenaceae
Product: UPF0481 protein At3g47200-like
Exons: 4
Coding region: 233-1714 (493 amino acids)
Source: RefSeq, a predicted model, not a curated record
UCACCAAAUUCUGCUGCAUGGGGGAGGGCCCACUGCUCCUUUUAUUAUAAAUAACUCCUUUGAUUCAAUCUCAAGCUCACUCCUCAGUCAUUGCAUCCUCCAUAGCCCUGGAAACUGCCUUUAAACUCCAGAAUUCGAUACCCUCUUGACAGAAGGAAAGGAGAACAUGGGGAAGAGAGGGGAGGAGCAACAGCCAUUUGACCAUUUUUAAUUCUAGUUGUCACAAAGGACAAUGGACAAGACUACGAAAGAGAAUAAACAAACAAUUCAGAAGAGUUCUGUGGAGGAGCAAACAAAUGAUGAGAAAACAAUUCCAGAAUGGAUCACAACUAAAAACAAAAUCGAUGAUAAUAGCACUGACAUCGUGAAUAAGGUGUUGCUCCGUAUUCUGGAAAAGGCGAAAAAAUACUAUGAUGAUGAUUCCUUUCGGAUACUUUUGAGGAGACUACAUGUCAAUGAUAUGUCUAUGGGUAAUUAUGAACCAAUGGUGGUCAGAAUUGGUCUAAAUAAGUGGGACACAGCCGAGGCAGACGUAAUGGAGUCCCAUAAACUCCGAUACACGUAUAAUUUUUUUGAGCGUACAGAUAUUAAUUUGGAGCAAUUCCUAAGGGCCAAUUUCUCCGCUAUCAUUGUUUCAAUAAUGGAGUCUAAGUUAACCAACAAUCGGAGUAACCUUGAUGAUGAUGUGUUGAUGGAAAUGCUCAUUCUUGAUGGUUGCUUCAUCAUCGAGUUGUUUUUGAAAAACAAUGACUCAAAGAAAAAACACUCUGAUGUACUUUUUUCGUCAAAAUUGCUUCUGAUGGCCUUAUGUCGAGACUUGCUUUUAUUGGACAACCAACUACCCUUCCUGGUCCUCCAAAUCUUGUUCGAAAAAAGUGGGCUUAUGGAGAAAUUGGGUCAACAUGAUGGCUACCACCCCGACCUCAUCGAAUUGGCCUUCAAGUUUCUAAAGCGUAUUCUUCCAACCAAAAAACUAGACAAAACACUUGUCAGCGAUACCCCUACCGAUCUCCAAAGCGUAGUAUAUGAGGGUUUGAGUUGGUUGAGACUCGAAGCUAAUAAUAAUUCUAAUUCCAACAAUGACCAUGAUGAGGAAGAUAGGGAUGAUAAAUGGGACUUGGUGAAAUCCGCAACUGAGCUUCAUGAGUUUGGAGUUGAGUUCAAAAUGGUGGAUACAGAAAAUUUCAUCGACAUAAAGUUUACGAAAGAGGGAGUAUUGGAAAUCCCACGCAUACUCAUCCGAUAUGGCACAGCAUAUUCCAUCAACAUGCUACUCCAGGUGGAGAAUAAUUUUUUCUACAAUAUUAAUAAUUUGGAUGAGCAAAAGUGGCUUAGCGACUACCUAUGGUUCAUGAACAGCUUGGUGAAAUCCCCUAGUGAUGUUCAAUUACUUUGCCAUGAAAAGAUCAUUGACAACCUAUCGGAGCUACCUGAUGAUGCCGCCAUUCACAAGUUUUUGAAAGAUUUAUACGCGUCUCUGAUGAUCUCUCCUGCUAACUUCAACUACAUCCAAGUUUGCAAGGAUCUGAAUUCGCAUUGCAAACGUCGACAAAACUAUUGGAUGGCGAUAUUGAAGAGGGAUUACUUCAGCAGCCCGUCGACAAUUAUCUCCUUCUAUGCUGCUUCCCUGUUACUUGUUCUCACUAUUGUGCAAACUGUAUUUUCUGUUGCCUCAUACUACAAAGAUCAGGGCGGAUCGCGUCGCGGGGGGUAGGCGCGGGCUACAGCCCAUGCCCACUCCAGCCCUAACCCAAAUCUGUCAUGGGAUUUGUACCAUUGAAAGCUGAAAUGAUUUUUGGAUUUGGAGACUAGUCCUCUCCCAGAUCCAUCAUUAGAUCCAUCUUUGACAAAGAUGGCUAGCCAAAACUAGUAAUUAAAUUAAAUGCACAUACCUUCAACUGUUUCUUAUAUAAUAAAUCUUGUGUGUGUGUGUGUGUGUUGUUUGUUGAAAAUUAAUUUGAAUUUCUUAUAUAAUAAAUCUUGUGUGUGUGUGUGUUGUUUGUUGAAAAUUAAUUUGAAUUUCUUAUAUAAUAAAUCUUGUG